Triticum urartu is the source of this 1316-nucleotide messenger RNA. NCBI's taxonomy places the organism in Eukaryota, Viridiplantae, Streptophyta, Magnoliopsida, Poales, Poaceae. The record is from RefSeq and is a predicted model, not a curated record.
UCUGGCCGACCGCCAAACUCGGCCGCGGAUUCCGUAAGGGAGCAGCAGGAACCGGCGCCGUCUGGGAGGCAGCCGGAGACGGAGGAGACAGAGGAGGCAGGGUCUGGGGCAGGCCUGGAGGGAAUGCUCGCCAGGCUGCGGAGAGAGAGGGAGCGUGCGCGGCCACCGCCACGCAGCAAGAAUCAAGCGGGAGGGCGAGGUCAAAAUGGCGCUUUAAUGAACCAUAAUGGAGCUCCUAGUCGAAGUCCAACUAAUGGCAUGUACACUCGAAGGAUACCUGUGAAUGGAAAUAUACACCGCUCUCAUUCUCAAAAUGGAAUACCAGAGGACAACAAAUCAAGUAGUUCGGCCAAUGAUGCAUGGCGAACAUGGUCUCUUGACAAGAGUCGGUUUUCUGAUUUUGAAGCCGCUGAGAUCCAUCCUUUGAGCAGAAAACCACCAAAACAUGUUGACCUGAACACUGUGUUGAUAGAAGAUGAUGUUCCUGGACCAUCUAAUGGUGUGGUUAUAAAUGAUUAUCCUAGUGAUCAUGUAGACUCUGAAAGAGAUGAGAUACAUGCACGUUUUCAAAAUUUGGAAUUCGAUCUUGCAGAUUCUCUUAAGACAUUAAGAUCAAGAUUUGAUGGAAUUUCGUCAUAUAUGUCAAAUGGCGAAGAAGCAGAUGUGGUAAAUGGGUUCUCUGAUGAUUGGGAAUUUGAAGAGACAAAAGUAAUGCAUGCCCAGGAAGAAUUACGGACAAUCCGUGCUAAAAUAGCAGUAUUAGAAGGCAAGGUGGCGCUAGAAAUAAUUGAGAAGAACAAAAUAAUUGAAGAAAAGCAAACGAGGCUUGAUGAAGUUGAGAAGGCUUUGAGUGAGCUCCGCACAGUAUCUGUUGUAUGGCCCAAUCCUGCUUCAGAAGUUCUAUUGACCGGUUCUUUUGAUGGGUGGACAAGCCAAAGAAGGAUGGAACAAUCAGAAAGCGGCAUUUUUUCGUAUAACCUGAGGUUGUAUCCUGGUAGAUAUGAGAUUAAAUUUAUUGUUGAUGGUGUUUGGAAGAACGACCCGCUGCGCCCUACCGUGAACAACCAUGGGAACGAAAACAACCUUAUGAUUGUCACUUGACCUGCAUCCUUGUAGCAACUGUGUAGAUUAUAGAUUGUCAUCAACAAUGAUUGGUGCCAACUGAUUAGAUCUCUUCUUUCUUCCGUGUAGCUUAUCAGUUUUUCCCGCCUGUCGUUUCUUCAUUAUUUCUUAGAGAGCCACGCACAACUUCAGGGUGUUGUCUUCGCCCCGCUGAGAUGGGAGAAGAAUAUAGCUGUUGGUGUGUGUGUUCUUUC